Molecule: messenger RNA, 447 nt
Organism: Paracoccidioides lutzii Pb01
Exons: 1
Coding region: 1-447 (148 amino acids)
Source: RefSeq, a predicted model, not a curated record
AUGGAAGCAUCUCUUGCUGCUCUUCGCCAGGAAUUUGGGAAUGCUAUCCAGGAGCUUCGCAAUCAAAAUCAACAGCUCCAGGCUGAAUGCCAAUCUUUACAGACUCCACUGAACAACUCCCGAUCCCGUCCGAAGCCCUCACUGCUAGACCCUGAAAAAUUCACUGGUCAAACCCUGAAAUUUGACACCUGGCUCCCUUCAAUCAAAGCUAAACUACGCGUUGACCAAGCUGCUAUUGGAGAUUCAAUCGCCCAGUUUUACUAUGUUUACUUGAAUCUAGAUUCAAGUGUACAAGCAAUGGUGCUUCCUCAGCUAGCUCAAGCAGAAGAAGCAGGUAAUUGGGAUUACAACUCAAUUCUUGAUCAGCUUUCUCGUGUAUAUGACAACCCGAACAAGAUAAUUGAGGCGGAGGACAAGUUACACAGUCCUAAAGCAGGACUCAAAUGA